AUGGACAAUGUUGCGUCAACCUUUGUGCUUGCUCAAAACAAGCCACCCGACCAAGAUCCUGAGCUCCGUCAGGCAAAACGAGCACGCAUCGACGAGGAAGAUGAAGACGAACCGCUGAUUAGUCCAGACCUGAGGUACAUCGAAGAGUUUCACGGAGAGCACGCCUCUACAUAUGGGACGGCCCCUACCCCUUUCGAACUGCUGCAAGAGAAACAGAACCGCGAUGGCUUGAGCAUGUACGCACCAUUUGCGGACAAGGAGGAGUGGGAUCUCUCUUGUUGGCUGCUUGAGAGCGUGACAAAGACGGCUGCCGAUAAGUUUCUGAAGCUUGAUAUUACCAAGUCACGCGUACAACCAUCGUUUGGCAGUGCCCAUACCUGGAUGAAACACAUUGAUCAGCUGCCCACUGGUCCGGAGUGGAAGUGCGUGCGUAUCUCUGCUGACGCAACCAAUGUUCAAGUCGUAUCUGAGGAAGAUGAAGACGAGGAUGACGAGGUGUUCGAGUUAUGGAUGCGUGAUCCCGUUGACGCUGUCCAAGAGCUCAUCGGGAACCCAGCACUAAAGGAGCACAUUGCCUACGCACCUGAACGAGUCUAUGCCGAUGCGGAGGGGAAGGAGAGAAGGUUUGAUGAGAUGUGGACAGCGGAUUGGUGGUGGCAAACUCAGGAGAAGAUCCCCACUGGUGGCACAGUUGCCAGCGUCAUCCUCUCCACCGACAAGACACAGUUGUCGCAGUUCCGGGGGGACAAAGUAGCAUAUCCUGUUUACCUAACGCUAGGCAACAUCGCGAAGGGAAUACGCCGUCAACCCUCUAAGCAUGCGUCAAUCCUAAUCGGAUACCUACCUGUAUCAAAGCUCGAGUCCUUUGACAAUCCAUCUACGACAGCUUACCGCUUGUUUCACUUCAGUAUGCGACACAUCCUCCGCUCCAUGGCUGAUGCUGGACGAAACGGAGUCUACAUGACUUGUGCAGAUGGCUACAUUCGUCGUGUCUUCCCCAUUCUGGCAGCAUAUAUCGCCGACCACCCGGAGCAGUGCCUUGUUGCGUGCUGUAAGCAGAACCGGUGCCCUAGGUGUCUUGUCGGCCGCGAUGAGCGAGGAGACUUGAAGAAAUCAGCAAAGCGUCAGCCAAACCACACUCUUGAGACACUCGGUGCCCAACAGGACGGACUCUAUCCCCCUAGCUUCCUCACUCAAGGGCUGCAAGAAGUAUACGCACCUUUCUGGUCUGAUCUUCCCUACUCCGACAUCUUCUCCUGCAUCUCCUCGGAUAUCCUUCACCAGUUGCACCAAGGCGUCUUCAAAGACCACCUGCUGAAGUGGUGUACAAAGCUCGUGAGGGGUGGAGGGGACAAUUUUGACAGACGCUUCCAAGCUAUGCCCAUUUACUCGGGGCUCCGGCAUUUUACUAAAGGGAUCUCGCAUAUCAGCCAAUGGACCGCAGGUGAACAUAAGCACGUACAGCGAGUCUUCGUCGCGGCGUUGGCUGGUUCUCAGGAUGAUGGUCGAGUGGUAACAGCUGCUCGGGCGCUUCUCGACUUCAUCACGCUCGCACAGUACCAUUCCCACACUACGGCCACCCUUGAACGCAUGCGAACUGCUCUCAAGAUAUUCCACCGUAACAAAUCCGCGUUUAUUGAGCUCGAAGCCCGCGUUCCCGAUCACUUCAAUAUUUCUAAGCUCCACUCUCUCUUGCACUACAUCGAAACAAUCAUGGCUCUCGGCUCUCUUGACGGUCUGAAUAGUGAGCACACAGAGCGCCUUCAUAUCGAUUUUGCCAAGCAAGCCUAUCGUGGGACCAAUCACAAAGAUUACGUUGUUCAGAUGACCCUCUGGCUUCAACGCCGUGAGGCCACUGCUCUACGGGAAUCGUACCUCUCUUGGCGCGCCUGCAUGCACGACAACUGCAAACCCCCAUCCGAGCCGAGCCUUGUCGAAGAAGGGUUGUCGGACUCUGAUGAAGCGCCAAUCUAUUCGGGUGCGCCGUGGAUUGCCAAAAAAUCUCCGCACCCUCGUGUCUCUGUUUCGGCACUUGAAGAGUCCUAUGGGGCUAGCGGAUUCGUGGAUUCACUCACCUUGUUUCUUCAAGAAGAAGGCUUGCUCCGCCCCGGCUUUCAUCCGAACCCGCAUGACCGCUUCGACGUCUAUAACAGCACCAGUCUCUACAUGCCUCCAGACGUCCACCUCAAUCCCAACAGCCUUCGCAUAUCUGUGAAGGCAACUGCACAGCGUUCCAACGGGACACGGAAGGCCGAGUCGCCAGCAAGGUGGGAUACUAUUUUAUUUGAGACGGAUCCAGUCGCGCGUCGUGAGAAGGGCGGCCUGAACGGUAAGCGUUUACAAGUGGCUGAACUGCACGUUGUUUUUCGAUUGCCCGACCACUUGAUUUCUCCGUCCAAGGAUCCGGGUCCGCUUGCAUACGUACAUCUGUUCCGUAAACUGGGUGCCCUGGAUCCAGAGACGGGAAUGUAUAGGCUUGUUCGGGCCACUCGACAACUGAUGCCCCGUGCAUUGAUCAUUCCUCUAUCUAAGAUUGUUAGACCAUGUCAUAUUAGCCCACGGUUUGGGCAGGGCAGAGUUCCGAGUUCGUGGCUCAAGGGGAAAUCUAUCGAACGAGCGGAGGAAUUCCUGUUGAAUAAGUAUAUAGACACUGCUAUGUUUGAAGCGUACAAUAUUCCAUUACAGUGA
Molecule: messenger RNA, 2688 nt
Organism: Coniophora puteana RWD-64-598 SS2
Lineage: Eukaryota; Fungi; Basidiomycota; Agaricomycetes; Boletales; Coniophoraceae
Exons: 4
Coding region: 1-2688 (895 amino acids)
Source: RefSeq, a predicted model, not a curated record